This is a messenger RNA of Cylicostephanus goldi, 375 nucleotides long. NCBI's taxonomy places the organism in Eukaryota, Metazoa, Nematoda, Chromadorea, Rhabditida, Strongylidae. The record is from the annotation of a GenBank genome assembly.
AUGAAACGUUUAAAGGCAAAUUGGGAGUUCUUCGAGUCGAUCAACCCGAAGAGCGAUUUCAACAAUGACGGAGAUGCGUUAGAAACGUAUCUAUACGAAAAAUCACUCAAAGUUCAGCCAAAGGAUGCUGAUAAGAUUCCUGAUGUGGACCAACUAUCCAUACGGAUAGCUCAUGUGGAUUUGUUACAGAAGCCGAAACGAGCACUUCAUGUGCUAAAAUCGCCAGGAAUCAAACCGCCGAAAACGAAUCACUACUCAGCAAGUCAUCAUCAUGCAGCUUCAAGUUAUAGUACACAAUCGUCGACGGCACCAAGUACACCACGACCAGAUGGAGAAGGGUUAGUAUUGAUUUUUUGUUUUGACCAUACCUUGUGA